GCUUCAACUCGAAGAUGGCUACUCUUGCACUAUUACUGGACGUCCCUUCGAGGGCAUCCUCUUACGUUGCUGCCACCGCCAUGGCGACGCCUUUCAGCACGCUACGCAAUGGAUCUGGUCCUCGAGGUGUCGGUGAGUCGCUCAUCCUCAAGCGACGACAGCGAGAAGACCAUUUGGCCAACUUCACGACGUCCGUCCAGGGCAUUUCGAGGCUCAACGCUCGUGCCGACUGGGAAGACUCGCUCUACGAGAAAGGAGAGAAGAAACAGGUGCAACGAGCAGUCGUUCAACUUAAGAACCAACACGAAUCGCAGCUGCAUUCCAGGAGAUUGAGGUAUGUCUCCGAAGCAGCUGUAGGUAUUGAAAUUAAAGCUAAUAACCGAGAAAUGUGCAUUAGACUCGCUGAGCUCUACAAUCGAGAGAUGGAGCAGUGGAGAGACGAAUGUCUAGCCAACGUCGAGACGCCAGAGGACAGGAAGCAAAAGAUGAUCCAGCGAGCGCUGGCUCUGAAAGAGCGAAGAGAGCAAGAGCGACGCGCUAUAGUGGAAGAGAAACGGAUGCAACAAUAUCGUGAAUCGUGCGACGACAUUCGUGUUGAGGACUCGAAUAAAGUUCAACAGAUCGUUCUGAACGACCGAGACAAGCAACUCGAAGAGAGGAAAUUGAUCACUGAACAAGAGCGUCAGUUCGAGCUCAAAAUGGCCCAACUGUGGGAAGAAGAUCGACUGAAGAAAGAAGAACGCGACCGCAGAGACAUUGAAAUGGCUAUCAAACGCAACGAAGAGAUGAAGAGUAUUUUAGAUCUACAAGUCGAUCUAGUUCAGAAGCGCAAGGCCGAGUUGGACGAGCGUAAGCGCAGAGAAGACGAUGAACAACUCAGUGAGUGGGAGCGUCUCAAACGAGUGGAAGAAGAUCUAGAACAGCGCAAUCGAGAGAAAGAGAUCAUGCGAGCUUUGGACGUCAAGAAGUUCAACCAAGAACGUGUCGAGGCCAACCGCUUGGCUUCAGAGAGAGAGCGACUGUAUGAUCAGCGCUUAUUGGAACAGGUUUUGGCUCAAGAAGCAGAGACUCAGCGUCGUGAGCGAGAGUUGCAGGAUAAAUUUCGACAGGAUCAGCUCAACUACCAGCGUAUGCUCAAGCGCCAGAUGGAGACAGAGGCGGAGGAUCUCUCGUAUCUGGAUAAAAUCCGCAAGGACAUGGAAGACGAAGUGUGGGCCAAGCACGACGCUCAGCACGACGCAGAGGAAGCAGCUCGUCAGGAACUAUUACGCCAGGUUCUAAUUUCUCGUAAUAGCCAGAUUGAGGCCAAACGCGCUAAUAAACUCCAAGCCAAAGAAGAAGACACGGCAUAUAUGAACCAGAUCAAGCAUGACUCAGAGGAAGCUCUGCAGAAAGAGCUUCGUGACCAGGAAAAACGUCGUGAAGAACUCAAACGGACGCAGUCAGAUUUACUACGUCAACAGGAAGAAAAACGAAUUCUAGAAGACCAGAAAAAGCAGGCCGAGUUUCUAGAACUCAAGCGCAUGCAGUUCGCCGAGAAGCAGCACAAAGAGCGCGUCAAACAGUUCUCCACCCACAUGCCGACCACGAACUUCCGUCGGAAAGCUGCUCAAUGGUACUUCGACGCUUAAGAAUCUGAUACGUUUCAGAUUGAUUUCCACUUGUCGAGAAAAUACAUUUCAAAUUUAGGAUCUUCU
Molecule: messenger RNA, 1697 nt
Organism: Phytophthora nicotianae INRA-310
Lineage: Eukaryota; Oomycota; Peronosporomycetes; Peronosporales; Peronosporaceae
Exons: 5
Coding region: 15-1631 (538 amino acids)
Source: RefSeq, a predicted model, not a curated record